Messenger RNA from Symbiodinium natans, 798 nucleotides. NCBI's taxonomy places the organism in Eukaryota, Dinophyceae, Suessiales, Symbiodiniaceae. The record is from the annotation of a GenBank genome assembly.
AUGAUCGGCGAGGAAGACUACGACCAUCUUUACAAGCUUGUGCUUGUUGGUGAUGCCACCGUGGGGAAAACGCACAUCCUGUCGCGAUACAUCAAGGGCACGUUGCCCAAAGCGCCGACGGCCACGAUCGGCGUCGAGUUUGCAACACGGACCGUGAGCCUCGACGCAGGAUGUACGGUGAAGGCCCAGAUUUGGGACACAGCUGGCCAGGAGAGGUAUCGAGCCAUCACCAGCGCGCACUACAGGCGGGCGGUUGGCGCAUUGCUCGUGUACGACAUCACAAAGCCAGCCACUUUCAAGAGCUGCCAGAGAUGGAUGGAGGAGCUGCGUUCAAACGCAGAGCCAGACAUCGUCAUCAUGCUGGUCGGAAACAAGGUGGACCUGGCAGAAAAACAUGCUGGUGACCGGCAGGUUGACUUCGACACAGCUGCUGACUUUGCAUCCCAGCAGGGGCUUCUCUUCGAAGAGGCGAGCGCUGUGACUGGUGCGAACAUCAAGCUGUGCUUCGAGAAGCUUCUCCGAGAGAUCUACAACACCACCCAGCAUCGAAGAGACCGCGAGGACUUAUCGAGCAACCUGCAGCUGCAAGGCAGGACGCUCAGUGUCAACACCAAUUUGCACAUCUACAGUGUGCAUCCGUAUUCAUCAAUAUCUAGGCGUAUGUCGUACACGACUCGUAACUGCUACGAAAUAAGAAGUACAUCCGUACAGAGCUGGAAAUCACGGCUAGCUGCACUUCCGUUCGUACGGACAUCGGCGCAGAGAUGCGAAGACGCGAAGGGACGCGAAAACAAGUGA